Messenger RNA from Botrytis fragariae, 567 nucleotides. Its product is annotated as putative c6 transcription protein. The record is from RefSeq and is a predicted model, not a curated record. NCBI's taxonomy places the organism in Eukaryota, Fungi, Ascomycota, Leotiomycetes, Helotiales, Sclerotiniaceae. The transcript is spliced from 3 exons. Bases 1 to 567 code for a protein of 188 amino acids.
AUGAUCGUGUACAUGAGGACGAUGAAGAUACUGGAAGAGGAAAUUAAAGGCAAACAUCAGAACACCUCAUGUCAGAAACAAAAAGUGGAAAUGAUUUCUGCGCUAAAGAUGUCAUCGGAUGUAUGGCAGAUUACGCAACUGAAAUACCCGGAGGUUAAAAGGGCAGCGGAUGUGCUGGCUGUAAUGAUGAGAAAACUUGAUGCGGCUUAUGUGGCACUUGGGAAGUCACAAAUGUCUUGGGAUAUGGAUCUAGGCACAAAUGAUAUUGGCUCGAUGGGAGGUUUGUCUUUGGAAGAUGGAUUCACAAUAAAUCAAACCACUACAAACCCACUAGGAGCGGACACAUGGUCUAUGACUUCCCCUACUCCCGCUUCAAAUUCCUCCUUCAUGAAUUUAGAGACCCCCAAUCCAUUCUCUCUCAAACAAAUCCUCUCAAUGAGUCCGCCCAACCUGUUUGAUAAUCAUAUAAGGUCAGAUGCUAAUCAUUUACCGACGGACGGUCAGCAUCUUCCGGACAUAAAUCUUGGCGUGGACGGGAUGAAUGAUUUUGAAUUUGGGUUUGUUUAA